GGGCGGCGGCGCAGACGCUGCCGGGAUGGACGGGAGUUUCGAGGCGUGCGCCGAGGCCGCGCGCUGGCUGCAGGCGCAGUUCCGGGAGCAGCCGCGGGUGGCGCUGGUGUGCGGCUCGGGGCUGGGGGCGCUGGCGCAGGACGUGAGCGAGGCGCAGAGCUUCGACUACCGCGACAUCCCGCACUUCCCCCGCAGCACCGUGCCGGGCCACGCCGGGCGAUUGGUCGUCGGCCGGCUGGGCUCCGCCCCCUGCGCCAUCCUGCAGGGCCGGUUCCACCUGUACGAGGGGUACAGCUCCACCCAGCUCGUGAUCCCGGUUCGGACGCUCGCCCUGCUGGGCGUGCACACCCUGGUGCUGACCAACGCCGCCGGCUCGCUCCGGCCGGGGCUGGAGCCCGGCCACCUCCUGGUCAUCCGCGACCACAUCGACCUGCCCGGCCUGGCCGGACGCUCGCCCCUCGUGGGGGCCAACGAUGACCGGUUCGGGCCGCGGUUCCCGUCCAUGCUGGACGCCUACGACCCGGCGCUGCGGCGCCUGGCGCUGGCGCUGGCGCCCAAGGAGCUGCGGGCGCGCUCCGGGGUCUACGUGGGCGUGGGGGGCCCCAGCUACGAGACCCCCGCCGAGUGCCGGUACCUGCGGCGCGUCGGCGCCGACGCCGUCGGUAUGAGCACGGUGUCAGAGGCGUCGGCCGCGCGGCACCUGGGGCUGCGCGUGCUGGGGCUGUCGCUCAUCACCAACAUCGCGCCCGCCGACGAGCUGGACGAUGACGACGACGACGCCGAGGCCGAGGCCGAGGCCGCCGCCGCCGCCGCGGCGCACUCGGGGCACGAGGAGGUGCUGGCGGCGGCGCAGGAGGGCGCGCGGCACCUGCGGGCGCUGCUGCUGGCCCUGGCGCCGCAGCUGGACCAGCCCGGGCGGCGCCGCGCCGGGCCCGAGGCGCCGUGA
Messenger RNA from Lonchura striata (white-rumped munia), 946 nucleotides. It is a transcript of the gene PNP, whose product is annotated as purine nucleoside phosphorylase. Gene Ontology annotation, molecular function: purine-nucleoside phosphorylase activity. NCBI's taxonomy places the organism in Eukaryota, Metazoa, Chordata, Aves, Passeriformes, Estrildidae. Gene Ontology annotation, biological process: nucleoside metabolic process. The record is from RefSeq and is a predicted model, not a curated record. Gene Ontology annotation, cellular component: cytoplasm.